UAUGCACCUCACCACUGUAUAGUUUAUACCCUUAAUUCGCUAAUAUAAAGUAUAUUGUGUAUUUGCAUUUUGGAGCUUUUGGAGAGUGCCAAGUUAUGUAUUUUUGUGAACAUAAAUUUAAGUACUUUGUUGACUGAUUGAUACUUUUCAACACUCAAUCGGUGCUUCCAACAUUUUAGAAAAAAGGAUUGUCUUAUUGUUUACUUCAGCUGUUUAUAAAGCAAACGUCCAGUCAAGAUUGAGUAAUUUUACCUGCUUACCCAAAAAACAUGUCCAAGUCAACUCUUCUAGAUAAAAUAAAGAAUCCUGAUGUGCCAGGUUUUGAAGAAGUAUUGCCACCGCCACCGCCACCGCCACCUCCUCCAAUCAUUUCUGAAAAUGCUCCAGAGGUUGUGGAUAAUAAUAGUAGCAAUCCUCCUUUCCCAAAUGUACCACCGGCAUCUUAUUAUAUGACAGCUCAAGCACACAUUCAAGCCACAGCAAAUCAACCAUGGUGGUUACCGACUGAAGUAGAUACUUCUGAAGUUUACACCCAGUGGUAUGAAUCUGCUUAUAAAGCAGCACUGCAAUCUGCACAAGAAAAAGAUUGUAUUGGUAAAAACAAAGUCAAAUAUUACAAGAGAAAAGCAGAAGUCAUUGACCCAAAAGUUGAUGCAGAAAAAGUUGCAAAUGCUCAAAAGGAAUUGUCAGUAUUAAUGAAACCACUCAAAUGUGAUUUAUGCAAUGCAGUGAUGAAUUCUACACUGCAGGCAAGGUUGCAUUACCAAGGAAAACCACACCAAAAAAAGGUUUCCAUGUUUCUCAACCAAAGUGCUAAAAAAGCAAAAACAGAAGAUGGCCAAGUAUCGAGCACAACUAGCAGCGAUUGGAAUACUUAUUGUGAAAUCUGUAAAAUUUGGUUUACAUCUCAAACUGAUGCAAGCCAGCAUUAUGCUGGCAAAAAACAUUUAAAAGCAGCUUUUGGAACUAAAGUAAAAUCUCCUAAAAAGACUCAACCUAAAGUGCAAAUCGAUCCAACUGGAAGGUAUGGAAUUGGUAUGGCUUUUCAGCCGGAAAUUGUAGUAGCUCAACCACCAUUACCUCCUGAAAAUCCUCCUAUAAUGGUUCCAGCCAUACCUGCAGUAGCACCUCUUCCGCCUGUUCCGCAGUAUUCACAACCAGCUGUCCCCUUCCCUGCUCCACUUCGUUGUGAUCUUUGUGGAAUAUCUGCUAACCGUCAAGACCAAUUGGACACUCACAAGAGAGGGACAAAACAUAUGAAAAUGUUGAAACUCCAUGGUCUUCCCGUGACAGGUACAGAAACAACACCAGCUGUCAAGACAAUAGAUUACUCAAUUUACAGAACGCCAUCAGGACAAUACUACUGCGCUCCGUGCAAUAUUUCCUUGAAUUCCGAAAUAUCGUUCGGCCAACACAUGGAGAGCAAAAAGCACAAGAAUCAAGUGAAUCCAAAGCAGCCGGCACCGUCGUCCCCAGUGGCCAAGAAGGCGAAGAAGAAGUAAAUACUAGUUGUCUAGGUGCAGAGAAAUUAAGAGAAAGAUCAAAUGUAACACGUAUUAUAACGAAACUGUCGCGCGUUAUUGGAAAAUAACGUCAUAAUCUUUGUAUACAUAUAGCCUAUAGGUGGUAUCGAUCCCGAUGCGAUUAUUAAAUCGAAUAUAAGCCGCAAGCCCCUGAAUUUAGCGUCGGCUAUCACGUGAAGAUUGCGCGCAAUUUAUCUAUAAUACGACUCGCUAACGAGAUAAACUGAUCGAACGCUCGCUUGAUGAAAAUAUAAAUAUAUUAGUCGAAGCUUA
This is a messenger RNA of Nasonia vitripennis (jewel wasp), 1796 nucleotides long. Its product is annotated as zinc finger protein 346. NCBI's taxonomy places the organism in Eukaryota, Metazoa, Arthropoda, Insecta, Hymenoptera, Pteromalidae. Gene Ontology annotation, molecular function: nucleic acid binding; zinc ion binding. The record is from RefSeq and is a predicted model, not a curated record. The coding region runs from base 270 to 1502 and encodes 410 amino acids. The transcript is spliced from 9 exons.